AAAGACCUUAGAUUUCUGGACAAGCAAGAUCAAGCAGUGGACAUGGAACAGCCUCAGCCUACAAUGGGUGAUGUUGCUGGUGGAUCACAAGUGUAUCCUGCUUCAGCCUAUCCACCUGCAGCAACAGUAGCUCCUGGUGUUACUCCAGCCGGUUCACAUCCAACACCACCACCACUCCCUCCUAAUCCAGCUCAGGUCAGUGCUGAGAACCAGCUUCUCUACGAGCAAUCGCAGCAAUUUCAGCAACAACUCCAGCAGGUCUGGGUGAAACAUUUGUCGGAGAUUGAGCAGGCCAGUGACUUCGUGAAUCACACCCUGCCACUCGUCAGUAUCAAGGAAAUCAUGAAGGCUGACGAGGAUGUCUGCAUCAUCCCCGACGAUGUUGAGCUGGUCUUCUCGAAAAUCUGUGAGAUGUUCGUGCUGGAGCUGACGCUGCGGUCGUGGAUGCACGCCGAGGAGAACAAGCGCCGGACCUUGCAGAAGAAUGAUAUAUCUGCUGCUAUAGCUAGGACUGACAUCUACGACUUCCUGGUUGACAUAAUUCCCAGGGAUGAGAUGAAGGAGGAGGUAGUGGGGCUUCCGGGGGCAGGACAGCCGGCUCUGGCCGAGGCAUGCCAGUAUUACUUCCCGCAGGAGGCUCAGCAGCAGGUGCAUGGUGCACCAAUGGUGUAUGGUGGGCAGCAGGGCCAGCCAGUGACAUAUGCGUAUCAGGAUCCUCAGGAACAGAAGCAAGGGCCUCCUGCAGAGCAGCAAUCUUUUGAUGAAAGUGGCUGA
Lolium rigidum is the source of this 774-nucleotide messenger RNA. Its product is annotated as nuclear transcription factor Y subunit C-4-like. The coding region runs from base 43 to 774 and encodes 243 amino acids. The transcript has a single exon. Gene Ontology annotation, biological process: regulation of DNA-templated transcription. Lineage: Eukaryota; Viridiplantae; Streptophyta; Magnoliopsida; Poales; Poaceae. Gene Ontology annotation, molecular function: DNA-binding transcription activator activity, RNA polymerase II-specific; protein heterodimerization activity. The record is from RefSeq and is a predicted model, not a curated record. Gene Ontology annotation, cellular component: nucleus.